CAAGAUCAAGGACGUGCCUGGAGACAACAACUGCCAGUUCCACGCGCUGACCGACCAGCUGGAGCAGCUCGGCAUCAGCGGCUGGUCGGCCAUCUCGAUGCGGAAGAAGACCGUGCAGUGGCUGAGGGAGAACGGCAGCCGAGCGAUGGACGACGGCUCCGUCGGCGAGUCCUUCAAGCUGCGCGACAGCGUCGGCGUCGAGGACUGGGACCGGUACAUCCGAGAGAUGUCGCAGCACGGGGUCACGUGGGGCGACGAGGCGCGAGAUCGAGCCGAGAUCUAGCCGAGAUCGAGACGAGAUGCCGCACGAGAUGUGCGAAGCCACCUCUCGGCCGUCCUCCUCUCGAGAUCGAAAUCAGCCGGAGAUUGGCCGAGAUUGGCCGAGAGUAGGCGACGCUGCUCGCGGCCUCCGUCAUCUUCAAGACGGAGAUCGUCGUCAUCUCGUCGCUCUCUCCCGACUACUGCCACACCAUCACGCCGCCGGACGUGUGGAAGGUGCCGCUCACGAUGCGCAUCUACCUCGGCCACUUCGCAGAGUUCCACUACGUCUCCACCCGCCCCAUCUGAGCCGCGCCGCUGCGGCGCUGCACACGCGAGGCAUGCGGCGGUGGCGCGCGGCAGGGGAGGCGUUGGUGUUGGUCGGCGUGGAGGCGGUGGCGCCGGUGGGUGUGGGUGUGCGGCGUGGAGACGCUUCUGUGUUCUGUGUUGUCUUUGUGUUGAGUCGGGUGGUGUGUGUGUUUGCGUGUGUGUGUGCUGUGUGGCCUCCACCGAAACCGUAUUGGAAGACUUGGAGGUAGGUAGGU
Molecule: messenger RNA, 803 nt
Organism: Emiliania huxleyi CCMP1516
Lineage: Eukaryota; Haptophyta; Isochrysidales; Noelaerhabdaceae
Exons: 6
Coding region: 300-797 (165 amino acids)
Source: RefSeq, a predicted model, not a curated record